AGUCUUUUGUACUUUGCAUCUUCUUUUCUCACGCAAAGACACAACACCUCUCACUUCUUUCGCACGCAAAGCCCCUAUCUCUCUUUCUGAUCAUGCAGCAGAACCCAGGAAAGGACCUCUUGGCAGCAAUUGACGCUGCGGACGCAGAUCUCCGUCACUUGUCGCUUCAGAUCCACGACCAUCCAGAACUGGGCUACCAGGAGCAUUUUGCUCACAGAAUCCUGACAGAUUACUUAGCAGAGCAAGGAUUUCAUGUCAUUCGACAUGCCUGUGAUAUCGAGACGGCCUUUAUUGCAGAAUAUGUACACCAGGGGCCAGCAGAUGUUGCUGCUCGCGAUACGACUCCCAUGAGAUCAGUCGGUUUCUGCUCCGAGUUCGAUGCCCUACCCUCGAUCGGCCAUGGAUGCGGGCACAAUUUGAUUGCAAUUUCGGGCGUAGCAGCUGUGUUGGGCGUCAAGGCAGCGAUGGAGAAGAAUCAGAUCCGUGGAAGAGUGCGUUUGUUAGGCACUCCUGCUGAGGAGACCUUGGGCGGCAAGCGGCCUAUGUUGGAGAGGGGUGCGUUUGAUGAUUUGGACGCAUGCAUGAUGGUUCACCCAGGCCAGUUCGAUGUCCUGUACAGACAGCCUUUGGGUGUGGGUCGGCUCGAAAUCGAGUUCCAUGGAAAGGCAUCGCAUGCCUCGAGCAGCCCUUGGGAAGGAAUCAACGCGCUCGAUGCGGUGGCAAUGACAUACAACGCUAUUGGCCUCCUUCGCCAGCAGACCCUGCCCUCCAACAGAAUCCACUCUAUUGUUACCAAUGGUGGUCAAGCCCCCAACAUUAUCCCGGAGCUCGCGUCGAUGAUCACCAUGUACCGUGCCAACAAGAACGAAGACCUCGUCAAGCUGCACGACCAGAUCGUUGAGAUCGUUGAGUCCGCCGCCGAGGCCACAGGCUGCACCGUCAAGGUUGAAAAGACUAUGGAGUACCUGCCCCUGAACAACAACGCACCCCUCACAGACCGCUAUGGCUCCUACAUGAAGUCCUUUGGCGUCCACUACAAUACUCGCGAGGUCGAUGAGGUUACGCCUGCAGGAUCAACGGAUAUGGGUAAUGUCACCGUUGCCCUGCCAGGCAUCCACCCCGUCUUCAACAUUGCUAGCUUGGAAGGUGUCCGUGAGCCAGGCUUGUCGACCCAUUCUCUCCUGUUUGCAGAGCGCGCUGGAACUGAGUUGGCCCACAAAACCGCCAUCCGUGCUGCGAAGGGCCUUUCAUUGACCGCCAUGGAUAUUCUGCUGGAUGCUGAGUUUACGAAAGCUGUACGUGAGGAGUUUGAACGCACAAAGAAAAUCUGAGUGCGCGUUAAUCACGUCUAUAGUGAUGACAGUUAUAUGUGGAAUAAAAAGGUGCCUUGUCCUUCGAA
Molecule: messenger RNA, 1399 nt
Organism: Gamsiella multidivaricata
Lineage: Eukaryota; Fungi; Mortierellomycota; Mortierellomycetes; Mortierellales; Mortierellaceae
Exons: 3
Coding region: 93-1331 (412 amino acids)
Molecular function (GO): dipeptidase activity
Source: RefSeq, a predicted model, not a curated record